Molecule: messenger RNA, 468 nt
Organism: Blepharisma stoltei
Lineage: Eukaryota; Ciliophora; Heterotrichea; Heterotrichida; Blepharismidae
Source: the annotation of a GenBank genome assembly
AUGGAAAGAGAAGAUCAUAACUCCUCGUUUAAAUUAAAGAAUUUCUUUUUCAUUAGGAAAAUUUUAUAUGCAAAAAUAGUAAUUUUUAGUAAAUUAGUUUUGCCGAAUUUAAUGGAAAGAGAAUAUUAUUUAAACAUUUUUACACUGAAUUGGUUAAUUUUUAUAAAAAUAAAUUAAAAUUAAAAAUAUUAGGUUCAAUUUAAGUUUUUUUUAUUCGAAAAAAAUUAACCCCUUUUAAAUUGGAGCAGGAUUUUUAAUCUCCAAUUAAAGGUGGUUAGUAAGAGAUCUGUCGAAGGGAAAAAGGACAAAGAUGCAAGACUUGACCGACACUCUGCACAAGGUGUUGAUCCAAACCCUAAAAAAGGCGGACAUGGAGGCUGGGGAACAGUGGAUGAAAGUGAACCAGUUGAAAUAGCUGAUAGAGGUGAUCCUAAUUACGAUCCAGAUGAAGAAAAAAAGCAGUCUUAA